Molecule: messenger RNA, 2526 nt
Organism: Liolophura sinensis
Lineage: Eukaryota; Metazoa; Mollusca; Polyplacophora; Chitonida; Chitonidae
Product: ras-related protein Rab-28-like
Molecular function (GO): GTP binding; GTPase activity
Source: RefSeq, a predicted model, not a curated record
AUGUCUGAUUCGGAAGAGGAAUCGCCCGAAAAACAACUGAAGAUUGUAAUAUUGGGCGACGGAGCUUCAGGAAAGACGUCUAUUUCUACAAGAUAUGCACAGGAACAGUUUGGAAAACAGUAUAAACAAACUGUAGGCCUAGACUUUUUUCUGAAGAGGAUAGUAUUACCAGGGAACAUUCACUGUGCGCUGCAAGUAUGGGACAUUGGAGGGAGGACCCUGGGGGGCAAGAUGGUAGAGAACUACAUCUAUGGAGCUCAUGGAAUUUUGUUGGUGUAUGACAUUACAAAUUAUUCAAGUUUUGAAAACCUGGAGGACUGGUAUGCCACAAUAAAAAAAACCUUUGAGAAGGAAGAAAAGCUGCCUCAUUUAGCCCUGGUGGGAAAUAAAUGUGACUUGGAACAUAUGAGAACUGUCAAAUUAGACAAACAUCAGAGAUUUGCUCAGGAGCAUAGCAUGUCCAGUCAUUUUGUAUCAGCCAAGACUGGUGACUCUGUUUCACUGUGUUUCCAAAAAGUGUCAGCAGACAUUGUGGGCGUACGACUAACUAAACCUGAACUCGAGCAGCAGCACAAGAUAGUGAAGGCUGAUAUAGUACAGUAUAACAACACAGAACCUGUACCGCGACCUUCCCUUCCCCAGACUAAAAGUACUCUGUGUGCCUUACAGUGACUGAGGCCUCCUUCGACGGCAACCUGACAGACAAGUAAUCUGCAGUGGCUUACCAUUCACUGCUCACUCCCCAGAGUGCACCCCCAGUGCCUCCGUGCCAUCACAACUCACUGGGGUAGCUCACACCUACCAAUACAUGUGAUACGUGUAUGGGUGACAAAAUACAUAUACCUCUAUGAAGGGAGGAAUACUGGACCUUUGUGUUUUACUGUGUUGAUAUCUCACAGAUUGUAAACUGCAUAAGAACGAAGGAUUCAGAACUGAUGUCUUUGUAAUUCACCAGUACCAUACAUACAUGCAUAUCACAAAUACUUUCAUAUCUGUUAGUUAGGUUCUGAAGUGCACCUGUAGCCAGUAUUCUGGGUGCACGUGUCAUUGUUCUGUUAUGGAAUGGAUGGAGAGAUGGGCUGGUCAUCUCGGUGAGAUUACUUCUUAGUUGACAGAAUCUAUAUUUUCCAGUGUCUAACUCCGAUGUGCUGUUUUCACAAGGUUUGUGUUGAUUGUUUAAAAGUCUCACUAGAUGCAUGAAAAAAUAACCCAGAUUUAUUAUUAAGUUUGUAAACGUUAUCUUUAUAUGUAGUACAUGUAUUUUAAAAUUUUUAUAGUAUAUAUUUUGAAAUGUAAUAAAUCAGUGAAUUCUCUGAAUUCCGUCCAAAAACUUUUCAUCGGUCCCAAAUGUGAAAGCAUACUUCAAAAUUGAGAUUGAUUCGUUACAAAGCAAGGUGACCAGUUUAUAACAAUGCAUGCUCAUUUCAAAAAUAUAUCUCUGGAUCAAGGACCAGAAGAUCACCAUACUAAACAGGAAAUAUAAUGCCUUCCUGCUAUAGAGGUGUUUGUCAAGGGCUUAAAAUGCAUUACUACUGAGUAACAACUGGGUUGUUCCAGACCCUGAGCAAUUCAUUUUAUCCUCCGCAUAAAUGCCCUUGUUUGAAUGUCUUUCAUUGUUUAUUUUUGUGUGUAAAUUGGCUAGGAGAAUGAAAUUAUAAAAUAAAUAACUCUUGUCUGCUUAAACAGCUACUUCAGUUCUGAAGCCUUACAGCAGUUCAUGUUUUUGCUGAUAAAUGAUAAGGAUGAUCUUGAUUAUUUUCCUAAAUUACAAUCUAUCAGUUGGGCAUUAAUACCCAAAAUUUUACAGUUGCUUCCACUUCUGACUGGAUUCACAUGUGGCUUAUUUAUAGUCAUAAAUGAUCCCACAGCCUCCAGUGCUUGGGAGGCUUUGUUUUUUCUUUGUAUGAUAUGUAUCAUAUCUGUGUGAUUAAAUGUUGUUACAUGUCAUUAACCUCUUUGACACAUGUUGAGACUUGUUUCAUAUACAUGUAAUUCUAAAAAAACUGGUCUAGUUCCUCUCGAGUGACAGCUUAACUAAGAUAAAUGUUUGUUUUAGUUCGAUGCACCUCAGUUCAUGCACUGUGUGCAUCUACUUAUGCAGCGUUUUUACUCUCAAUCUACAAUAAUUAAUAUCAGUAUUGUUGACUGCAGCAUGUCCUUCAAGAGUCCUACCAAGUUAGUAUACAUUAAAGGUUAACCACAAUGGACAAAUUUUGCCACAUACAAGUGAAGGACUAUUCUGUCGUUCCCGAGGGACACACCCUCAGCAGUUGAUACCUAUGUUAAUGAGAAAUUUACCCUGGAGAAUGCCACCUGUAAUCCGUGUUGUAAGUCAAAGGUGUGCAUAAAUGGGUAAACAUUUCCCAAGGUCAGUCUCACCUUACUGUACGUGUUGUAUUCCAACAGGUGUGUUCUCAGAUUGUGACUUGUGUGUACAUAUCACAGGUGAUGCAAAGUGUCAUCAAUUUAAAAAUAAGUCCAUAUUUUGUAAAUAUUGUAUAUUUGUAUGUGUGAAUAUAUGAAUUC